This is a messenger RNA of Coturnix japonica (Japanese quail), 5655 nucleotides long. RefSeq names its product cyclin D2 (gene CCND2). The record is from RefSeq and is a predicted model, not a curated record. Lineage: Eukaryota; Metazoa; Chordata; Aves; Galliformes; Phasianidae.
AGGUAUUUCCCCACCGGGAGCCAACGUCGGGGAUCGGGGGCGGCUGCCGGCAGCGUGCUGUCCGCACGCACCUCGGAGCCGCCUCCGCGCCCCAGGAGCUCGGCUCCGGCAGCCGGCGGCUCUUUCUCCCUCGGGAGCCUGAGCCUGGCAGCGGGCUGCAGCGCAGGCUUCACAAAGUUGAUACAUUUUCCAGGCGGCUGCUUUACGCCGGCCGAGAGAGUAAGAGGGAAAUCGCUUUGGGAACAUGGAGUUGCUGUGCUGCGAGGUGGAUCCCAUGAGGAGAGCUUUGCCGGACCCGAACUUGCUCUACGAUGACCGUGUUUUGCACAACUUACUGACGAUAGAGGAGCGGUAUCUGCCCCAGUGCUCCUACUUCAAGUGCGUGCAGAAGGACAUCCAGCCCUUCAUGAGGAGGAUGGUGGCCACUUGGAUGCUGGAGGUCUGUGAAGAACAGAAGUGUGAAGAAGAAGUUUUCCCUCUGGCUAUGAAUUACUUGGACAGAUUCUUAGCUGUGGUGCCCACUCGAAAGUGCCAUCUGCAACUGUUGGGGGCAGUGUGCAUGUUCCUGGCCUCCAAGCUAAAAGAGACAAUCCCCCUCACAGCAGAGAAGCUUUGCAUAUACACGGACAAUUCCAUCAAACCCCAAGAGCUGCUGGAAUGGGAGCUCGUGGUACUGGGGAAGUUGAAGUGGAACCUUGCAGCAGUCACCCCGCAUGAUUUCAUUGAGCACAUUCUACGGAAGCUGCCUCUACCUAAAGACAAGUUGGUUUUGAUCCGGAAACAUGCACAAACAUUCAUUGCCCUUUGUGCCACAGAUUUUAACUUUGCCAUGUACCCACCAUCAAUGAUAGCAACUGGAAGUGUGGGAGCAGCCAUCUGUGGCCUUCAGCUUGAUGAUGGGGACAGAUCGCUCUCUGGUGACAGCCUAACAGACUUUCUGGCCAAGAUUACAAGCACAGAUGCGGACUGCCUUAAAGCUUGUCAAGAACAGAUUGAGUCGGUGCUAGUAAGCAAUCUUAGGCAAGUCCGGCAGCAACAACAACAAAGCAAUCCUUCUAAGACCAUUGAGGAACUGGACCAGGCCAGCACUCCAACAGAUGUGAGAGAUAUCAACCUGUGAGGACAUCAGCACAGAAAGUCAGGCUUGUUCUCCUACCCCUUUUAUUUUUGUUAGUGUUUUUAGAUUUAUUUUUUUCAUCUACUCCCACGUAGAGCAUAUUUAAAGCUCUUUUAGGUGAAAAAAACUGAAUAAUGAAAAAAAACAUUUGGUGCCCAUGAUGUUCUACAGAAGGGAAUCCCGCAGUGUAUUUGGUAAUUAUUAUUUGAUUAUGUAUCAGUGAUAUUAAAUGCUUAUAAAAGCAUACAGAGUAGCUAGGUAAAUGUAAGCCUGCAUUUGUGGGAAGAGUGUACUUGUCUGUGUAUUACAACCUACUGCACACACCCCCUUUUUAAAUUUAAGAAAGGAAUAGUGUGUGUGAUUUUACGGCUUGACUAGAUUGCAAAGCAGUAGAAGAGGGGCUAGGGCAAUGUGGGAAAAGGUCCCUGAAGCAACGGAACCAUUUUCAAUGCAGAAGAGAUUUGCUGAUCUGUCACCUCUGUUAAUAGUCAGAAGUGUUUGUUGGAUCUUUGUAUGUUAGUUUUGUUUACUCUUGCUGUCUGUGGUAGCUGCUACUUAAGAAAGAAGAUGCUUUAUUUUGCCAGCUAGAAGAGAAGGUGGUUUUUUUUUGUUUUAUUUUGCUUUAAAUUCCCCUCUCCCCUCUGACUUUUUCUACUUCUCCUUCAGAAGUGGUUCAUUCUAAACACAGCAGCAUCUUUGGCAUAAGGGCAGUCCCUUUUACCCAACUGUGGGCCAAGCCAAUAAAUGGGGGAAAUGCAACAAUUAAUUUUGACCAGUCGGCUAAUCAGACCACCUCUGAACUUUGGAUUGCAAGAUGCAGUGGAUCAUCUGUGAAAAAGCAUUAUGUUCCUUUACAGAGAUAAUGUUUCAUAUCCGUGUUAACUUUUGGCAGCUCUUCAACUUCGUGUAAAGAUAAUUAAAUGAUGCUGUGUUCAUGUUCCUCUUUAAUGUAUACUCACUGUGUUAAGGAAGAUGAGAUUUGGUGUGAGACCUAUCUACCCAGCUUCCUCCACUUUCCCCGUCAUGCUUUUUGAGCAUUUCAAUAACUCUGUUGAUCCACAGUGAACAUUAUUGUAAAUCAUUUCAUUCAAAAAGCACUUUGAAAAUUGUUCCUAAGGGAUUAAAUGAAAUGGUUUAUGACAAUUUUGCCAAGGAAGAAAAAAAAAAAAAAAANAAAAAAAAAGACACAAAAGCAAAAGCAUAUAGCUUUUUAUAGUCAAUAUUCUCCAGUAUCUGGUGUACUUUACUUUUUUAGUUGUGGUAUUUCUGGAAAUACCAGCACCUGCUUCAGGUGACAUUCCCGUCAUGACAUUCCGGAAAAAGGCCUCAUUAAUUUGUAUUGUUCAGUGUCACAGAAGGAUCUGAAUACCACCUGUAUGUUAUCCAUGGACAAUGAAAGAAAAUUUGCUGGUGCAAAAGACAGAAGUGGCAAACGGUGAGGUUUGAGACUUGGAUUUUAAUUACAAAGGUGUAUUCAGUGUACUUGAAUUUAUUUUACUGCUCCAUCUGUAAUGAAGAGGCAUUUAGUUGGCAAAGGAGUUGGAGCAAUUUGGUUUUUGGUGGGUUUUUUUUUUUGUUUUUUUUUUUUUUUUGCACAAUUGUAUUAACAGUUUGCAAAUAUACAGAAUGAAGUUGUUGGUUGCAAUGUUAAUGGUUGCAAUUUUCAGACAAAGUCCAGAAAGAACAUGCUACUUUAAAGAAUAUUAUAUGGAAUGGACUCAGCUGCGUUUGGCUAGAUGAGGGUAGAAGAUGGAGUAAAGUUUUGGUUAUUUUGUUUGGGUUUUGUUUUGUUCUUUUUUUUUUUUUCUUUUUUUUUGUGCGCUGCUAAGAAGCUAUGAUUUGUUUCAUUCUUAUUCACAUUAACAGUACUUAGCUGUAUUGUUUCACUGAGUGUGCUGCUAUUUUAUAAACGUUUUUAUAAUAUAUUAUUUUACUGCUUAAAUUUCAAAUCCUGAAGUAGAUGGUUAAGUGGAGAUAUGAUGAAUUCUUUGAUUUACUGGAAAUGCCCUGUACAGGUUGGGUUGUUUUGUUUUUUUUUUCCUAAUAGUGUGUUCAUUAUUUACUUUUAUUUUCUUUUUUUCUUUCUUUUCUUUUUUUUUUUUUUCCUUCCUGAUCACAUCCUGCAAAGAUGGUAUACUUACCUCAGGUUUACUGGACAAGAUAAAAAUGGUUCCCAUUUUCACAAUACCUCACAACAUGACAGUUACUUAUUCCCUGCUGAAAGCCUCAGCAGAGCUAUCGGUGCAGGUGUCUGCUUAGGGCUUGUGCUUUGGUCAGCGGAACACAGUUGCACUGGCUGCGUUGGGGAAAAAAUUGCAGCAAGCAGGGGCCUUGGCUCCCUUACGGUUUUUCAUAGUGGAAAAAAUGCAUUGGUCCAAGGGCAUAUCCAGGAGCAGCUCUCAUGCCUCCAGACCCUAAUCCUGGACACGUGGAUGAUGUAUAUGGUGACUACACCUCCCCUCGAGGUGCCCACACAUGCACAGGUACUGUGUGGCUCCCACAAGCUAUUAGGUGGGCAGCAGGACAGCAGCCAGGAUGGCCGCUCUCAGAGUCUUGCUGUUCAGAAUGACCAGCUCUGCCUCACAGCCCAUGUGAACAACCUGGCCCAGCUGCCUACUGUGCCUCAGCGGUCAGGUGUCAGCUCUUUCCCUACCUUCUCUGAGUCCUGAGCCAUAGUGCUCAAAACUGCUGCUCUGUGUGCAGAAGUAUCCGUCUGGUAAAGUGCCAACAAUCACUGAUCCUUGUGAGACUUGAGGGCUCAAUUGCUCUUCCCCCAGGUGGCUUCAGGGCCACAGCAGCUAUACAAAGGAGCAUUACACCUCACAGCUUGCCCGAGCAGGUUUCAAGCAGCUGUGUUGCUGGAAAAUGGUAACUGGAUGGCUUUGUUCUGACAGUGGCUUUUCACACUGAAAGCACAUAAAAUUCAGCAACUGCAUCACGUUUAAAUGAAAUAUAGUUAAUUUUUGGAAGCAUUGUGAUUAGCAAGACUCCAGAGCCACAUGCAGCACACUCAUGAGGUAAUAUUCCCUGAGAGAUCAGAUAACUUUCUGGAGGCUUUUGCAUGCGCAAGUUUUUAUGCUAAUGAUAAUGGAGAAGCAUGAAGACUGUGGGCAAAACGUUGCCUGUGCUUGGUAUUAGUAUGGCUUCAUAUAGAAAGCAUGGGCAUAUGCGUGGGCUCUGCUCCUCUCAGUUGUGCCAGGUAGCAUGGCUGAGUAUAGAGAGGAGAAGUAGCUGUGAGAACUGCCUUGCUCUUGAGAAUUACAGGAAGUUUUCUGCCAUCUUUAAAUGGCCAUCAGGAUGUUGGCUGCUAGGCCCUCUGGAAACACAACCAAGUCAGUGGACUGAGGUGCUCGCUAUUUUGCCCUGACAGGUUUACUUGGGAGCAGGGGAUGAAGGGCUGGCCCUCUGUUCUGCAGUGUCCAUGUCCACCACGUGGCUCCCCAUUGAGGCUUCUCUCUGCUGUGUCACCCCAUGCAUGGGCUGUACAUUCACAGUUUCAUAGAUUUCACUAGAAAUACGUAAGUGUUGUGGCUCUCACACCUCACUGCAGCUGCAGGGGCAAGUAGUAGGCAAAAGAGCUGGUUUGGAAGUGGCAGCAUCAUUGUGUAACAGAGACUUGUCCACUGCAGAGCGGGCUUAUGCAACCUUUGUGAGUGCUGGGAGCAUCAUCCACUGCAGUGGCGUUCUUUAAAAGUAUAUGACAUUCUUGUAAAGAACAUGAAUAGUCUCACAGUAGCAUUCAUAACAAAAAUACUCCAUAGUGCCCCUUUUAGAAGAUGUUAAAAAAAUAUUAUUGCAAAUGAGAUGUAAGAUUUUUUCCCUGAAUUGCAGAUACCAUGAAAGUUUCCUGUGGGUUAAUUAAUAAAAAACAAACUACUGCUGAUGUGCCAGAUGAUUGACAUAACUGAGUAAAGCAUUUGUCUCAGUUAUUUGUUAUUGGUAUUUUGAUCUUCUCCCUCCAAUGAAUGUCGAGUAGGAGCACCUCAUAAACAUUUUAUUUGUAUGAAAAAGGAAAAUAGUGUAUUAGAUUUUCAGUGAUUUAUGUGGAUGUCUCUUAAGUACUCAGUGAACCAUAUGGCCACUGGAUUUUUUCCACUAUGUUCAUUAGUAUUUUCUCAUGUACCUCAGAAAUCACUCUCAGUUGCACAGUUCCUGUUCUCAAACUCUUUUUUUUUUUUUUUUUUUUUUUUUUUUUUUUUUUUUGCUUUAACGAGUGUGAUGCAAUAUCAAGUCAGCUAUUCUCUCACAAUAUGUUCUUAAAGAGUUAUGGAUGUUUAUAUGGUCAGGGAAUGCUAGAAAGUGUGGUAGUAGACAUGAUCAGUGUAAACAAAAGUAUUUAGAAAGUAUAUGAGAUUAUUUUGGAUGGAUAAGACUCUGAUACAGUAUAGUCUUGAUUACCUUUUAAAAGGUCUUCUCUGUUCAGUGUUGUCCUUUUUAUUAAUAAUCUGUUGUUUUGACUAGUUUCAAGAUGGUUUUAAGAAAAGUGUUCUGGCGGAAUUAGGUAUGCUGUAUAGACAAUAAACUCACCUUGACCUAAA